CUAUACCAUACAAGAAGAAGAAGAUGACGAGAUUGGGCCAUGUUACAGAGUGCGAAUAGACUGCAUGACAGAGAUCGACUGACAUGAGAUUCUCAUAGUCGUCUCUUGUUCCGUACACGUCAUCUGUCUGCGACGCUACGGGAAUUGUGAGGUGGCAGCUAGCUAGUUAGCGGACCUACCUCCGACAUGUCUGCCAUAUUUAACUUCCAGAGCCUGCUGACAGUGAUCCUAUUGCUCAUCUGUACCUGUGCCUAUCUCAGAGCCAUGGCACCCAGUCUCCUGGACAAGAACAAGACCGGCCUCUUGGGUAUCUUCUGGAAAUGUGCUAGAAUAGGUGAGAGGAAGAGUCCGUACGUGGCGGUUUGUUGUGUCGUCAUGGCCCUCUCCAUCCUCUUCUCCGACUAGCAACCCACCCUGCCCCGCCACGCCCUGCACACUGGGAUUCCUAGUGGCGGAAUAAAGAAGACAGUCAUUCAGGAGAAGCAGCAGCAUCUCCACUCUCACAGAGGAGGCCUGUAUGGGACACAGCUGUGUUUCUCUUCGGUGGGGUGCCGCAGGGGGCGCGGUUAAUGGACUGUAGUAACACAUAGGGACCCACUCUAGAGAAGAACACAAGCAUCCUUCUCCAUCACUCCCUCCAUCUUUCUGGUGGCCAUUUCACAGUUUAGCCUCAAUCAGUUGUUAACCAACGGCCUCCUGGAUCUCUCUGUAAACACUGACAGUUGUUGUCCUCUGAUAUUAACCGUAGGGAUUGCCCCAUGUUUUUCACUGCACUCUGAUUUGUAAUGAGGUCCAUAUGGUAGAUGCACAGAUUUUGGGGAGGAGUGUUUUGAGUAGUUGACUGUUUUUCUGUACAUAAGACUCCAUUGAUUAGACUAUUGGACAGGUGCGCCUUUCUGUAACCCAGGAUUCAGUUUUUUCAUUGAUCACUGGGGGUAUGUCACGAAGUGGCUACAUUUCAGAAACAUUAACCCCGUAUUCACCUUAAAUUCUCCUUCAGAAAAGAAGUAUCUGAUUAGUGUUAACUAGCUAACUGAUUGAUCCUGUUUGGUGAAACGCGACCCUGUGGUAGUGUUCCAUGUUGUGUUUUUUUUGUUGCAGUCGUGAGAUCUGAUGGUCUGUGCAGCGCGACAGGCCGUGAGGCCGAUACGUAAAGCUUAUUAAAGAUCAGUGACACUAUCAA
Molecule: messenger RNA, 1183 nt
Organism: Oncorhynchus tshawytscha (Chinook salmon)
Lineage: Eukaryota; Metazoa; Chordata; Actinopteri; Salmoniformes; Salmonidae
Product: protein kish-A
Exons: 5
Coding region: 187-405 (72 amino acids)
Biological process (GO): protein secretion; intracellular transport
Source: RefSeq, a predicted model, not a curated record